Phyllostomus discolor (pale spear-nosed bat) is the source of this 5341-nucleotide messenger RNA. It is a transcript of the gene AMPD3, whose product is annotated as adenosine monophosphate deaminase 3. Lineage: Eukaryota; Metazoa; Chordata; Mammalia; Chiroptera; Phyllostomidae. Gene Ontology annotation, cellular component: cytosol. Bases 495 to 2822 code for a protein of 775 amino acids. The transcript has 15 exons. The record is from RefSeq and is a predicted model, not a curated record. Gene Ontology annotation, molecular function: AMP deaminase activity. Gene Ontology annotation, biological process: AMP metabolic process; IMP salvage.
CCAGGGAUCGUGUGUCAACCAUGUAAUCCUGCUCUGUACACACAGAAAUUGUUAUGUGGGCUCAGGAAGGCACAACCUCAGGACUGGACAUGAGAAGGUCACUCAGGCCCAAAUGAGGGCUAGAGCCAGCCUCCCAGUAAACAACUGACCCAUCUUUUCUGGGCUCUUCUCCCCAGGAUUUCAACAGCACCACAGAAAUAGCCAUUUUGCUCAUGGUUAUUUCCCAGAUCCUCACCACUUAUCCAAGUCACUGGGAGGCCGUGUGUCUGUUCUGAGCCUUCCCACGCAGGACUGUCCUUCUCCCAAAGGGUGGAUGAAGAGUAGAGCUUUGCGCCCUGUGAUUCUGCUUUAAUCCACCCUGCUUGCUUUGAGAGGACUGCUUCUGUGGGUCACUGGAGGCAGCCCCACCUUCCCCAGUGGGAGCGGCUGCUGCUGGUGGCAGGGUGACUGAGUCCAGCCCGGGCUCAGGAGGCUUCUCAGAGCUGGAGGCCCACAUGGACGCCAUGAGCAGCCCCGAGAUGCCGCGCCAAUUCCCCAAGCUGAGCAUCUCUGAGGUGGACGAGCAAGUCCGGCUCCUGGCCGAGAAGGUGUUUGCUAAAGUGCUCCGAGAAGAGGACAGCAAAGAUGCCCUGUCCCUCUUCACCGUCCCCGAGGACUGCCCCAUCGGCCAGAAGGAGGCCAAGGAGAGAGAGCUGCAGAAGGAGCUGGCGGAGCAGGAGUCUCUGGAGAGCGUGAAAAGAAAGAAAAGUUUCAAGAUGAUUCGGUCCCAGUCCCUGUCUCUGCAAAUGCCAACGCAGCAAGAUUGGAAGGGCCCCCCGACAGCCACUCCGGUCAUGUCUCCCUCAACCCCUGUGCUCCCUGGAGCACCUUCCCAGGCCAUGCCAGCGCUCUAUGCCAUGCCCGAGUACCAGCGGGUAACCAUCAGCGGAGAUUACUGUGCCGGGAUCACUGUGGAGGACUACGAGCAGGCUGCCAAGAGCCUGGCCAAGGCCCUGAUGAUCCGGGAGAAGUAUACCCGACUCGCCUAUCACCGCUUCCCACGGACCACCGCCAAGUACCUGGGUCAUCCACAGGCGGACACGGCACCCCUGACGGAGGUCCUCCCAGACUUCCACCCUCUCCCACUGCCCCAGGAAGACCCUUACUGUCUAGAUGAUGCUCCCCCCAAUCUGGGCUACCUGGUCCGCAUGCAGGGGGGCAUCCUCUUUGUGUACGAUAACCAGAAGAUGCUGGAGCGCCAGGAGCCCCACAGCCUGCCCUACCCCGACCUGGAGACUUACACUGUGGACAUGAGCCACAUCCUGGCCCUCAUCACUGAUGGCCCCACGAAAACAUAUUGUCACCGACGACUGAACUUUCUGGAAUCCAAGUUCAGCCUUCAUGAGAUGUUAAAUGAAAUGUCUGAGUUCAAAGAGUUGAAGAGUAACCCCCACCGAGACUUCUAUAAUGUGAGAAAGGUGGACACGCACAUCCAUGCGGCUGCCUGCAUGAACCAGAAGCACUUGCUGCGCUUCAUCAAGCACACGUACCAGACGGAGCCGGACAGAAUUGUGACCGAGAAGCAGGGCCGGAAGAUCACUUUGCGGCAGGUGUUCGACAGCCUGCACAUGGACCCGUAUGACCUCACUGUGGAUUCGCUCGAUGUCCACGCGGGCCGGCAGACAUUCCAUCGCUUUGACAAGUUCAACUCGAAAUACAACCCUGUGGGGGCCAGUGAGCUGCGGGACCUGUAUUUGAAAACUGAAAACUACCUGGGAGGAGAGUACUUUGCUCGGAUGGUCAAGGAGGUGGCCCGGGAGCUGGAGGAGAGCAAGUACCAGUACUCAGAGCCCCGGCUCUCCAUCUACGGCCGCAGUCCAGAUGAGUGGCUCAGCCUGGCCCGCUGGUUCAUCCAGCACAAGGUCUACUCACCCAACAUGCGCUGGAUCAUCCAGGUGCCCCGGAUCUAUGACAUAUUUAGGUCAAAGAAGCUGCUGCCAAACUUUGGGAAGAUGCUGGAAAACAUCUUCCUGCCCCUUUUUGAGGCCACAAUCAACCCCCAAGAUCACCGAGAGCUUCACCUCUUCCUCAAAUAUGUGACGGGGUUUGACAGCGUGGAUGACGAGUCCAAGCACAGUGACCACAUGUUCUCAGACAAGAGCCCCAGCCCGGACAUCUGGACCAGUGAGCAGAACCCGCCCUAUAGCUACUACCUGUACUACAUGUACGCCAACAUCAUGGUGCUCAACAACCUCCGCAGGGAACGAGGUCUGAGCACGUUCCUGUUCCGGCCUCACUGUGGGGAAGCUGGCUCCAUCACCCACCUGGUGUCUGCCUUCCUGACUGCCGACAACAUCUCCCACGGGCUGCUCCUCAAGAAGAGUCCGGUGUUGCAAUAUCUCUACUACCUGGCUCAGAUCCCCAUUGCCAUGUCUCCGCUUAGCAACAACAGUCUGUUCCUCGAAUAUUCCAAAAACCCUCUGAGGGAAUUCCUGCACAAGGGACUGCAUGUCUCUCUCUCCACCGAUGACCCCAUGCAGUUCCACUACACGAAGGAAGCGCUUAUGGAAGAGUAUGCAAUUGCAGCCCAGGUGUGGAAGCUGAGCACGUGUGACCUGUGUGAAAUCGCCAGGAACAGUGUGCUGCAGAGCGGCCUCUCGCACCAGGAAAAGCAAAAGUUUCUGGGACAGCAUUACUAUAAAGAAGGACCUGAAGGAAAUGAUAUUCGAAAGACGAACGUUGCUCAGAUCCGGAUGGCGUUCCGAUACGAAACCUUAUGCAAUGAGCUCAGCUUCCUGUCCGAUGCCAUGAAGUCACAAGAGAUCACAGCCCUGGCUAAGUAGGUCCAGCAGUGGACAUGCAUUUUAACUUUCUGGUUUAAUUUCAAGUCUGCCGUGAUUAACAGUGGCCCAGAUACCACGCUUGGAGUUGUCCUCCAGGGAGAGGAUGCCUCUGAAGAGCUUUCAAACCCAGCGAUUUUGGUUGCACCGUUCACUUGAGGAUCUAACACGCCCACUUCUGUUGGUAUUUCUGAGUAACAGAUGGUGACUACUCCUGGAGGGCCUGGGAAAUGGACAUUUGUACUCAUUCCUAAUUUUCCAAAUAUUUCUCUUGAAACUGCUAGUGCUUGCACUGCUGGGGCCAGGGUCUGCCAUGGUCCAAGUGCCUACCGACCCGGGGUCCCUGUGGUUUUCUGCUGUAGUCAGUCUGCUGCAGGCCCCGUGGGUAGCUGCUCGUUGUUAAUUUCAGCCCCAGGCUGGCUGGCUGCCUUAAACACAAUCAAUUUCAAAGCUCCCUUUCAUAAAGGAACUACUUUGAGAGGGUUAAAAUAGACAGCUUCCUUCUUUGCAUUUUUAAUGAAUUUCUUAAACUGUUUUAUUUAGCCCACCACCCUCCUUUCCAGUUAGGAAGCCAAAUGUGCACAUUCAGUCACUCCUAUUCUGUCUUCGUUUCCUCAUCCUAAAAGUGAGGGCUUGGAUUAGAUGAGAGGUUUGCAAAUGGUGUUUGGUGAACAACCCCCUCCCCCCAUUUCAGGGUCGGGAGCGCCAGGGGAGUGAGGUUGUGGGUGCUGCCUUUGCCUCUUCAAGGUGACUCUGCUUUCAUCAAGUUUUUCAUUGGGACUUUGACAUAUUUUUAUUUGAACUGAGGACUUCAAGAAGCAUUGGACUGGCCGCUUUCUGUUCCUUUUGGCCCCAAUACUCUACGACUGUAGCCCAGUUAUCAUUUUACUUGUGAAGAAUUAGGGCCAGAGAAGAGAGAUUACUUAAGCUCACCCAGCUAAUAAGGAAUAGGACUAGAGCCAGGUUUCCUUACUCCUACUGUAGUCCUUUCUCCACGAUUCCAUGAAGCCUCAUGAAUGUUGUAAUUUUUAUCACUGUAGCCUGGUGCCUUUCUUUUUAAAGGCAAAAUUUCUCUCUCACGUAAUACAUGGACUUUUUCAGAAGAUAUUAAGUGGUUGCAGGGGCCAGGUAGAAAGUAUUUUUUAAGACCGAUCUGAAUUUAACCUUUACCAAUGUACUCAUCAUGUGUUACUAGUGCCUGGCACAUAGUAGGUGCUCAAUAAAUGUAUGUUGAAUAAAGGGACUUCCCUUUUGGCAACGUUUUAAGGGUAUGUGCUCCCAGGACACAACACACUGCUCAAGGGCCUUCUUGGCCAUUACUGCGGGCAGACACGGACUGGGGGACAUCCUUCUGAAUCGUGGGGUUGGAAGAACCCUAUUUUCGCCUGUGGAAAUGCUCAUUUAAUGUCAGAAUUUCUUGUCCUGUGACUUUAUUUUAUAAUGCCUGUCCCCUCUCCACUGGUCAACUUAGCAUAUAAACAAUAAAUGUAGUGUGUAUUUUUUUUAAAACUAAACAAGUAUGUAUGUUAUCUUACAGCUAAUCAAGAAAUUGAAUGAAAACCCAGCAUUCAUCUUAGUCAUUCGUUAUUUUUGAAAAGCCCCCAUUUGUAUACAUUUGUCCUAACAUCACAAGCAUUGUACAGUUUUCAUUGUUGUUUUAGCUGUAUCAAGUAUUUCUUUUUAAUUAUUAAAUAAAGUCUGUUAGGAUUAUGGCUCAAUAAUUUAAAACUACUUCAAUACUAUUUAAAGAAAAUGUUUAAGUUUUCUACUGUAAGCAAGGUCUGAGCAUCAUUAAAAGCUAUCAAUAACUACCAACUGACGUUUAAUUAAGACUCAGACAUGGAUGACAUUCACUAGGAAAACGCAAGCUCACUGGACCCAGAAGGUAAAAAACCUUUGCUUCCUUUUUCUCUAACGUCUGCCGCACAUGUUCAUUCUCUGUUCCCUGGGUAACACUUGAAUAUGUUCAGCCAACACUUACUGCAUUUUGCCUGUCCUGCAAACUUCUGAGACACCUUCCUUUUUCUGUAGCACUUUGCAUUGUUAUUAAAUCAUUGUACCCAGCUGGCCAUUUUGGGGGGUGAAUCCUACUUUCUUUCCUGGAAUCAAAGGUACCUGUUUCUAAAAGAGCAGUUUUUGAGGUGUGUUAUCUCUCAUUCUAAAAGGCUCAGCUUCAUGUUGUGUGUUCUGUACUUCAAACUGCAUUGCUGACACGAUUAGUGUUGUUGCCUUUCAUCUCGUGAAAACAAAGCACAGCUCCUGCGUUGGUAUUUACCAAGGCCUGUCCUAGGCCUUCACUUCCUCAUACUCUGCAUUAAAGCAGAAUUGCAAACCAUCCCUCUGGGUUUCUCUUCACUUGUUCUUGAGUGCUGUGUUGAUGAAACAAUAUUCAUCUUUUUCUGGAUUUGUAGAUACAGCUGAAGGUGACAUAUUGGUAAUAUGCCUGACUAUUCUAUGCCCAAACAAUGACUAUAUUAUAAAGAACAAGUGUAACUAACUUCAAUAGAGGAAUACUAAUCAUA